AUCUAGAGAGAGAGAUGGGGAGAGCACCAUGCUGUGACAAGGCAAAUGUGAAGAAAGGGCCAUGGUCGCCUGAAGAAGAUGCAAAGCUGAAGGAGUUCAUUGAGAAAUUCGGGACCGGUGGAAAUUGGAUUGCUCUACCUCAAAAAGUUGGUCUGAAAAGAUGUGGAAAGAGCUGCAGAUUGAGGUGGCUUAACUAUCUUAGGCCCAACAUAAGACACGGCGAAUUUUCCGACGAAGAAGACAAAUUAAUCUGUACUCUCUAUGCCACCAUUGGUAGCAGGUGGUCGAUCAUUGCAGCUCAAUUACCAGGAAGAACAGACAAUGAUAUAAAGAACUACUGGAACACAAAGCUCAAGAAGAAACUCAUGUCCAUGAUUAUUCCUUCAUCAAACCUGCAGGCCAAAUUUCCACCGCCAUUUUCAGGCACACUUCAAAACUACCAACCGCUAUACAACGACUACAACAACUCAUCGUUUUUCAGCUUCCAGGCGUCUGCUAAUUAUAAAUCUCUCCACACAAUUUCAGCCCCACCACAAAAUCAUUUUCUCUACACUACUAAUAAUUCCGACAACAACAACAACAACAACUUCUCACUAUCCACCACCACCGCCGCCGCAACUCAGUAUCCUUAUAAUUAUGACCAAAAUCAGGGAUUGGUGGAUUUCCAGUACUAUGGGAAAGACGAUAACAAUAAUAACAAUAUGCUUGUGUUUGGGGGGAACGACCAUCAGCCGAGUUGUUCUUCAUCUGAUGGGAGCUGCAGCCAGGUCACCUACGGCGGCAAAGAUUAUCAAGUCAAGCAAGAAGAGAUAAUGGCCGCCGCCGGCGGCGUGUGCCGACAGGGUUUUGUGAUAUCGAAUAAUGGGGUUGAAGAAAAGCAGAAAUUCAUGCUUAUUAACAAUCCAAAUAUUACUGAUCAGAAGGCAAAUGGGGUUUUGGAGAACAGUUGUAAUAAUGGGAGCAUCGUGAUCAACAACAAUGGCGGCAACAGUUUCUUGUUCAAUGAUGAUGAUGAUGAAAACAAGACUUGUGAGAAGGGGAUGUACUAUUAUUACCAGUGAUGCAUGGAAAAAUAAAUUGACAGUAUAAAGUACCAUCAGAAAGAUUUGAAGGGGCAUGGGCCUUUC
Erythranthe guttata (spotted monkey flower) is the source of this 1127-nucleotide messenger RNA. RefSeq lists its product as uncharacterized. The record is from RefSeq and is a predicted model, not a curated record. Lineage: Eukaryota; Viridiplantae; Streptophyta; Magnoliopsida; Lamiales; Phrymaceae.